Chlamydomonas reinhardtii is the source of this 3098-nucleotide messenger RNA. RefSeq lists its product as uncharacterized. NCBI's taxonomy places the organism in Eukaryota, Viridiplantae, Chlorophyta, Chlorophyceae, Chlamydomonadales, Chlamydomonadaceae. The transcript has 5 exons. The record is from RefSeq and is a predicted model, not a curated record. The coding region runs from base 407 to 1579 and encodes 390 amino acids.
CUUUUUAUACCCGCAAGUCCACAUCAAUUGACUCCACUGGACAAACUUUACCUUAGGCGAUUUUGCCACUGGAGUUCUGAGUCCGCCGCGUCGAAGCUCGUCGCUUGCUAAAAUGCUUCCUAGGCUCAUUCAACAUCAUUAGGACCAUAUACAUGCCUCCGCCUAGCAUAUAGCGCCACUUAGCGAGCGGACGACAUUUGGAGGAAUGCGGGAGCGAAAUGGCUCGCCGCGGCCGAGAUUGGGAGGCUUGCUACUUUAUUGUAGCUUGGUGCUGUUAAUAGGCACGGCUUCGGCGCAGACGGCGCGCCCACCCCAGCCACCUCGCCCACCGCCAUCACCCAAACCGCCUUCACCACCGCCCUCUCCGUUUCCAUCGCCGCCUCCGUCGCCAUUCCCGCCUAGCCCAAUGCCUCCCAGCCCGUUGCCGCCCCCACCACGGCCACCGCCUCCAUCGCCAGGGCCGCCGGAUCCGCCCGCUCCGCCAUCGCCCCCCUCCCCACCGCCGGCACCCCCUUUCGUGCCGCCAGCGCCGCCGCGGCCACCUGCAAACGACACCACCUAUACCUUCAUGACCAACACCGCCACCUACGCGCUCUACCGCAAUCGCGCCUCCUGGACCACGGCACUGGAGGUGUGCCGCGCGCGCGGCUACACGCUGGCCUCCUGGGCCGCCUCCAACCAGGAGCUGUACGACAUCUUCAACGGCGGCUGGGACUACUUCUACGCCGCCGAGUUCUGGGUGGGCGUCGUCAGGCGUGCCAACAAAACCGUGUACGAGUUCGCGGACGGCGGCGCAGUGCCCGCCAUUGACGGCACGCCCGUGGACGACUACAUCGUGCUGGCCGACCCCGACUGCCUCACCGACAUCCGCGGCUGCUGCGCCACGCUGACGGACCGCAUGGUGGGCCCCUUCCUGGGCGGCCUGCAGACGCCGCGCAGCCCCAAGCUGGUCGUGCGCAACUGCCUCACGCAGUUCAUGUACCUGUGCAAGGGGCCGCUGCCGCCCAGCCCGCCGCCGCCCAGCCCGCCCGCCCGGCCGCUGGCUGGCAACGUGGUGCUGCGUUUCACCAUGGACUACGUGCAGCUGACCACUGUGGCGGGCCGCACGCAGCAGUUCCGGCAGGCGGUGGCGGACAAGGUGGCGGCCGAGUACAGCGAGGCGGGGACCACGGUGAACGUGUACGAGCUGUACCAGGACACGGCCACUGACGGUGCCGUGGUGGUGAAGCUGCUGGUGGGGCUGCCCAGCUCCAUAAACGAGAACUCGGCCGCCAACUAUCUGUUCCGCCUGGUCAACACGCCCUCCAUCAUCUUCGACAACACCUUCCGCUCCGAGUACCUCAUCUCCACGCCCAUCAUGGCCUCGCUCGCCAACACCAUGGAGCUCAACUCGCCGCCGCCCUCGGGCGUGCAGCAGCUGGCCUCGGGCGGCGCCAGCGAGCAGGACAAACGCAAGGUGGGGCUCAUCGCGGGGCUGUGCGCGGGCCUGGGCCUGGCGCUGGCCAUGGGCGGCGUGGCGGCCUACGUGGUGCUCAAGAAGCGCCGCGCCUCCAUGCGCAAGAUCCAUGAGAUCCACUAAGGGCCGUGGAAAGGCGCCAAGGGCACUGGGCGCACUUGGGUGUGGUGCCCAGGUAGGUGCGACCUUGAGGGCGGCGUCCACUGGAGUGAAUGGAUGUGUGUGUGUGUGUGUGUGUGUGUGUGUGUGUGUGUGUGUGUGUGUGUGUGUGUGUGUGUGUGUGUGUGUGUGUGUGUGUGUGUGUGUGUGUGUGUGUGUGUGUGUGUGUGUGUGUGUGUGCUGAGCCAGUGGGGCGCGUGUGUGCAGUGCGUGCCCCGCUGGUCGAUCGGGCGUGUUUGGGGUGUCGGGGAAGGCACGCAGGGACGUGCGCGCUGCUUGGCAGCUGUGGUUGUGCUCGCUCGUGGUCUCCGUGCCUAAUAUUAAAAAAGACAGGCCAUCUGACGCACCAGAACUGACGUUCAGUACAACCAUCACACGACUAGCAACGUUGUGGCGUUGCGCUACCGGUAUUCAUCCAUCAACUAUGGACCCAAGCGCGGGGUGUGGGACGUAACAGGAAUGCACGUUUUUGUAGAAUAUUUAUGCAAACCAAUCAGCUGAGGGCGAACCAAGCUGCACACGCGCAUGCGCGCUGAUUCGGUGAUCGUGUGGAUUCUGAGCUGCACGCCGGCCGUGGCGUGCGCACGUUGCAGACCGGCGCUUGUAUCUGUGAUCCGCUUUGAACGCACACGGCUGCGUGUGCCUAGGUGGCGGCCGGGGAUACCCCACGUGUAGUACGGGCGGCGUCUAUCAGUGGGUGGUUCGAUGCCGGCCGUGUGCGGGUGGCAAGCACGUGUCAUGUGGGUCGGCAAGCGUUUGUUUGCAACACGCGCUUGACCGGCGCAUCCUCUCGACUGCCCCUUGGCAUCGCCUCACUUGUUGAUUGAGCGGGUGUCGGCUCUUGCGCCCCCACACUUGGAGGCCAGGCACUGAUCCCAGUGUAGAAGAAAGGAGCAAGGGCAUUUAGUGAAUGUCAUUUACCAUGUGACGUGCAACGCGUAACUGCCGAGUAGGCAGGAGGUGCAAUUGGGCUGGCACAACCGGCGUGUUGUAGGAGCCUUGUGCUCCGAAUGGGUGGGUGUGCGACAGCAUCGCGCACUGGUUCGGCGUUGGCCGGAAAGCUGUGCGACCCGUGGCUUGAAAAGCAAUUCCUUUGUGCUUGGGCAGUAAUUAAUGCAUGGCGUGAGUGGCAGGACCAAUGUUGGCGUGUGACAGUGUGCGUGCGGCUUGUGGGCUCGGGGCAUGCUCAUGGAAAGGAGCUAAAUAGUACGCUUGCGUAAUGUGAUUGGUGUCGUGAGUGUGACACGAAUGAAGGUCAUGUGUGACUGCAGCAGAGCUUAUGUGUUACCCGCCGUGCACUGAGCGUGUCUGGAUACAGGCGACCGCGUUGGCUGGGGCUUGUGUCAGUGACGGAAGGGCAAUCCCGAAACUCCCAAAGAACUCCCAAGGAACAGGCGGCUGAGGAUCAUGCCUGCAUGGGCGGACACGGCGAUGGCGCCAAAUGCGCCACACGUGCGUUACGGCUAUGUAAGCACACCGUAUC